Messenger RNA from Papilio xuthus (Asian swallowtail), 3442 nucleotides. It is a transcript of the gene Dna2, whose product is annotated as DNA replication helicase/nuclease 2. Gene Ontology annotation, biological process: replication fork reversal. Gene Ontology annotation, cellular component: cytoplasm; nucleus. Lineage: Eukaryota; Metazoa; Arthropoda; Insecta; Lepidoptera; Papilionidae. The record is from RefSeq and is a predicted model, not a curated record. Gene Ontology annotation, molecular function: 5'-flap endonuclease activity; single-stranded DNA helicase activity; 5'-3' DNA helicase activity. The transcript is spliced from 22 exons. The coding region runs from base 83 to 3316 and encodes 1077 amino acids.
UGACAGUAUUGAUAAAAAUGUUAAGUCACAAAAUAGUUCUAUCAAAAAAGUAUUAAAUGAAAACUAUGAGAGUCCAACCAAAAUGCAAAGUUCUAAAAAAACAUUGUCACCUAGCAAAUGUGGAAAUGUUACACCUAAGAAAUCUUGUAAAGUUUCAGUUUUUGGAAGUCCCAAUAAAGAGCAGAAUUCAAACAAAUCAUGUGAGAACUCACCAUCAAAAUCAGGUUCAACUAUAAAAUCAUUACAAUCAUGUGAAAGAGAAAUGAAUAAUAUAUUUGAAGAUGAGUGGGAAAUGGAGCAUUUUGUAGAGGUGUUUGAAGAAAAUUUAAAUUUAUCUACAAUUCAGCGCUGUGAAGUGCUGUCUGCGAAAUUAAAUGGGCAUGUUCUAGAAGUGAAAGUUCAAAGUGAGGAUUUAAGAGCCACUUGUUAUAUUGAAGGUAUUUGGUUAUGUUUAAGUUUACAAGAAGGUGAUAUAAUAAGUAUAUUAGCCGUACGCAAUCCUUCCGGACAAUUCCAUGUAAACAAUACAGCAGGUCUGAUUGUGUUCAGACCUGAUUACUUGCUGUCAUCUACAAGUGUUGUGGCCGGCGUGUUCUGUCAGAGGAAGGCGGUACUUCAAGAGAGAUGGCGAGGUAUAGAUUCUGCUAAUGUUGCUAUGACUAUUGGUAUUUUAAUUCAUGAAUUAGUACAAAAAGCGCUAACAGAUCGUAUCAUGAGCAAGGAAAGGUUACGUUUUGAGACCGAUAAAAUUAUUAAAGACUCAAUUCAAAUGUUAUUUGACGCCGGCCUUACUGAAGAGGAAGCGAGAUCUAAUAUGGAAAUGUAUAUAAUACCGCUUAGUGAAUUUAUGGAUACAUAUAUGACUGAAAAACCUAGAAAACAUAUGCAAAAGCAAAGCAAUUGGUCUGGUCAUAUAAAUAAAGUAUUGGAUAUAGAAGAAAACCUUUGCUGUCCCAAAUUAGGUCUGAAAGGUAAAAUUGAUGCGACAUUAGAAGUCACAAUUCAUGAACGAGACGGUAGGCGUAAUGAAAUAGUUCCUUUAGAAUUGAAAAGUGGUCGUGCAACAGUAUCUGUGGAACAUCGCGGUCAGUUAGUGUUGUAUGGAAUGAUGCUUAGCUUGAUGAGAGAAGAAGAUCCCACACAAGCUAUACAGCGUGGUUUACUUUUGUAUUUAAAAGAAGGUAUUAUGCUUCGUGAAGUGAGCUGCGGUUACCCAGAGCGAAGAGAUCUUAUUAUGUUGAGGAAUCAACUUGUCCAGUAUUUAACUACUGCGCAUACUAAAAUUGCAGAUGACUCGGAUAUAGAAGAUAAGUACCAGAGGUUGCCGGAGCCGGUGCACCGCGAGGUGGCGUGCGCCAAGUGUCCAUACCUCACUAUAUGUUCAUUACAUCUAUGGCAUACAGAUGGUCCGAAAGUAUCAAUAUCUCAUCCGUUAUCAAAACUGCGAGACGAAGCGAUUGGUCAUUUAUCUGUCAAGCAUAUCGAAUAUUUUUUACAUUGGGCAUAUUUAUUGAAAUUAGAAGAGAAAGUACAAUUAACAUCAUCACCCCUGCACGCUUUGUGGACCGACAGUGUGGAAAAACGAACGAAACGCGGUACAUGCGCUGGCAAUCUUAAAUUGCAAUCAGUUGAAACGUCUGCUCAUAGAUAUUUACAUACUUUUAAACGUGAAGCUAAUAUUUAUGAUAAAUCCAUGAAUAGUGGAAAAAUAAACGGACCUCAGGAAGGAGAUUUUUCAAUAGUCAGUACAGAGAAGCGGCCCUGGCUCGCUGCGGGAGUUGUUAUUCUUUCAAAUGAUAGGGAAAUUAAAAUAUUACUAGAAAGAGAUUUAAGUCUACGACAGAACAAAGAGACAGUUUUUCAUAUAGACGCGUACGAAUCCUACGCUAGUACGGUACAGAAUCUCACUAAUUUAGGAGUACUAAUAGAAGACAGUGAACGUGCGUUCAGACUGAGAAGGAUAAUAAUAGAUAAAGAGCCGCCUGUAUUUGCUGAGAAACUACCUCGAGACAUGCAUCGCUUAGGCACUAAGUUGAUGAGGUGUUUGAACAUAGAACAACAAAGGGCAGUAUUCAAUGCCCUUGCUGCUAAAGAUUAUGCGUUACUACAAGGUCUACCUGGGACUGGUAAAACACAAACUAUAAGCGUUCUAAUACAAAUGUUAGUAGCAUUGAAACAAAGAGUUCUUGUAACUGCGCAUACGCAUUCCGCUGUUGACAACGUCUUAACCAGACUACCAGAAACACUACAAAUAUUACGUUUGGGUUCGUGUGCGCGUGUUGCUCCGACCUUGCUGCAUCGUUGUGAGGAGAAAUUGACAGCAAAAUGUGAUAAUUCUGAACAACUCGCUAAACUAUACGAUUCAAUGGAGGUAGUCGGCGUGACGUGCCUCGGUGCGGCGCACGCCAUGUUGGCCCGCACCACAUUCGACGUAUGCAUUGUGGAUGAAGCCACGCAGGUAUUACAAUGUACAGUCUUAAGGCCGUUGUUUGCAGCAAAGAGAUUUGUUCUAGUCGGAGAUCCGGAACAGUUGCCGCCUGUAGUCAGAAGAAAUGCUGCGAGACAUUUAGGUAUGGAAGAGAGUUUGUUCCACAGACUUAUGGACAGUGAAGCGACUUCAACACUCAGACUGCAGUAUCGUAUGAAUCAGCCACUUACUGAUUUAGCAAACAGCAUAGCUUAUAGUGACCGGCUGAAAUGCGCUAAUAAAACAGUAGCUGAUGCCUCCAUACUUAUAAAUAUACAGAAAAUAUUACAAGUACACUCAGAACCUUGGAUACUAACUGCUUGUAGUCCAGAACCAAAGUAUGCAGCUAUAUUUGUUAAUUUAGAGAAUAUUGUAUCAAAGGACAAAGAUCAGAAGGCAAUUUCCAAUUGGGAGGAGACUUGUGUAGUAUUAGCUAUAGUGGAAGCAAUGAAACUGGGCGGGGUAACAUCUUCAGAUAUAGGAGUGAUAGCGCCAUAUCGCGACCAGGUGUCGCUAUUGCGUCGCACACUAGCGCCUCUAGCGGUUGAAGCCAGUACUGUUGAUCAGUUCCAGGGGAGAGACAAGUCUGUUAUCAUUUAUUCAUGCACUAAGAAAGAUGAUGGUCAAAAAGAUAAGACAGUAAAGGAAGAAGAGAUUCUGAACGAUCAACGACGGUUAGCCGUUAGUGUGACUCGUGCGAAACACAAAUUGAUCGUUGUAGGCAACUCUAAUGCACUCCGCCGAUACCAACCUAUCCAAAGACUGAUAAAAGCUUGUCACCGUAUAUCUAUAGGUGAAGAUUUCUUGAAUAAACUUUUAAAUAAAUAUAAAACGCGUCAUGAAAACUAAUUUUGCAUGAAGGAAUACCGAAAAGUAUUUACGAUAAGAAAGUCUAUACAGAAAAGCUCUUUUUACAUAUCAUGUGACCGAAGUAUUAUACAAAAGCGAAGGUAUUGUGUUUAAUCAUGUGUUACA